AUGGUUUUCUCAACUCAGGGACCAGUGUCGUUCACAAAGACGACGCUGUCAUACCCAGUGUAUGCCGCCGAGUUUGACCCCUACAACCGUGGCUUUCUUGUUGUGGGCGGCGGCGGUGGUCAAGGUCGCAGUGGUACGCUACUGGACGCGAGCAAACGCGCAGCUCUCGAUACGACGGCCGAAAUCGAGCUCUCGAGCGAAGAAGACUCCAUCACAUCGCUGGCCACUCUGGCUUCUAAGGACGGUCUCAUCACAUUAGCUGGCAUCAAUUCUUCAGAGGCCGAUCAGAAAGCCGGCAAGAACGAACAUUUGCGUACGUUCGACAUCAGGUACCCCAAGAAGAAGCAGGCCUCGGAAGAGAAGCAAGACGGCGAAGCUCAAGAUGGAUCCAUCUCGUUUGUUGGAAAGGCAUCACUCUUCCAACCAGCAACAGGCCCAAAGCCAGAAACAUACCAGCGUGUCUUGCGACUCUCACCAACCUACAAGCGCGACUCGCCAAACAAGCGCAUCGGAGCCGUCGCAACUGGACUAGCCAAGCGUUCCGAGAUUGUUGUCUUCGAUGCCACAAAAACACCUACAACCGAUGCUGAGAUCAUUGCUCGUAUUCCUAUGCGCGACAAUGCCGAAGCUGCCGAUUUGGACAUCACUGAGCUGGAGACCAACACCUUUUCCAUCACCUGGGCUACCGACUACGACGUCUACGAGCAGACGGUCAUGUACAACUUCGACACAAAGAAAGCCUCCUUCUCUCCUGCAAACCCAAGGAAAGUUUACUCGAUUCCUAAGCGUGAGGAUGCUAGCAAGCCUGCGCGUCCCAAGUACCGUGCUAUCAGAUGGUUGAGCAAUGAAGAUGUGUUGCUCUUGAGUAAUCUACCUAACCGCACUGGUGCCGAGCUGAGCAUUGUUCAUCUUUAUCCAUCUGGUCCGGCGUUGAUGGUCAAGAACAAGGUUUUGCCCGGUCAUGUCAAGCAGGCUGUUGGUCUCGAUGUCUGCAGUUUGGAUUCGGAUAAGGCUGGAAACAAGCAAGUCGUUGUUGCCAUCGCCAGCCACGACAUUUCAAUUCCUAUCUACACUCUGGACUACAACGCCAACACUCACACCUUCGCCAAGUUCAAGCGCUUCACCACUCUCAAUGACGUACAUCCGCUACAAAUGACCUGCCUCCGCUUCUCACCCUUCCACAGCCCUGUUCGCGCUCCUCCACCCGAGACGGACAAACAGGGCAAUGCCCUGCCCGCCAAAAACCCCGUUCACCCCGGUCCACAAUACAUCAAGCUUUGCAGCACUAGUAUGGGCAAUACCGUCGUUGUAGACACUUUCGCUCUUCUCCCUUCACAGCCUGCAGACCGCCUGAGCCGUUAUGUUCUCCUACACCCAUCCGAUGAGCUUCGCCAACGUACAACCUACGGCGUCCUCAUUGGCUUCGCCGUCUUGAUUUUCGCAGUCUUGCUCCAGUCUAUGUACUCUACCGAUCCUUAUGCUCCUGGUCUCGCCGACUUCAUUCCUCUACCAGCAUCAUGGCAACGCACUCUUGCGCAUCCUGCAAACAUUGCUGAUAGUAUGGCAGCUUCCUCCGUCAUGGAUGCUCCACGAGUCAAAAUCGCCGAUCUGAUCAACAUGAACUUUGCACUCCCCGGCGGCUCAAACCCUGAAGACAAAGCCGUCAUCGUUCGUGACGAAGGCGAAGGCAAGAACCUCGCACUUAGUAUGUGGGACAAAAAGGAGUAUUUGAAGCAAGAUGAAAAAGCCAAACAUUGGCAUGAGUUGAAUGAUGAAGAGCAACAUGUUUGGAGGAAGAGAUUGGUUGAUGCUGGACAUUGGACUGUUGAAGAAGGUGAGACUAUUCUCAAGGGAGUUUUGUUUAGUAGUUGGGCUGGGUUCGUGGGGAGGGUUGCUGGGGAGGCUAUGAGAGAGUUGUGA
Aureobasidium melanogenum CBS 110374 is the source of this 1920-nucleotide messenger RNA. RefSeq lists its product as uncharacterized. The record is from RefSeq and is a predicted model, not a curated record. The coding region runs from base 1 to 1920 and encodes 639 amino acids. NCBI's taxonomy places the organism in Eukaryota, Fungi, Ascomycota, Dothideomycetes, Dothideales, Saccotheciaceae. Gene Ontology annotation, biological process: protein secretion. Gene Ontology annotation, cellular component: endoplasmic reticulum membrane. The transcript has 3 exons. Gene Ontology annotation, molecular function: guanyl-nucleotide exchange factor activity; protein binding; GTPase activator activity.